AUGGCUCAAUUUCUGAGGGGGAAACAGGCCGGUAUUCAGAAGGAUUUGUCCGAGGGUCUGUCCCCGGAUCUUUUCCAGCUUGACGACUUCGAGCGCUGCGGUGUCAACUCACAAAUAAGUGUGAUCGCCUACGAUCCCAUCCAGUCCCUCCUCGCCGUCGGCACCAGUGAUACCCAGUUCGGCAGCGGCCAGAUCUAUGUCUUUGGACAACGGCGCGUCUUAGUCGUCUUUCCAUUCCCGCGCAAGGCCUCGGCCAAGUUCCUGCAGUUCUGCGCUGAUAAGCUCAUCAGUGUCGACUCGAGGAAUGAAAUCUGCAUAUUCUCCCUUACCACCAGUCUGGAUUAUGCCUUCAUUGGCCUUUUAAACGGCGAGGUUGUUGCAUAUGAUCUCGAUCGAGAGUGCCUGACGCCUUUCAAGAUCCCAAAUCUUUGGCUGGAGAAGAACCCGCGUGCUCGCCUAUUCCCGGUUGUAUCACUCGCCUUUUCGACACGAGAUAUCGGUAAGAUCUUAAUUGGAUAUCCGGAGGGAGCUGUGACAUUCUCAUUCAAGCAAAAUGUCGCGCAAAAGUACUUUGUCUAUGAGGUUCCUCCCGGCGCCCCAGGUGGCGAUUUCGAGAUGCCCUCCAACCUUGUGCGCCGCCCCAGACUGAUCGAUGCGGUCUGGCAUCCAAACGGGAUAUUUGUACUGACCGUACAUGACGAUACCAGUCUCGUUCUCUGGGAUACCAAGGACGGCCGCAAGCUUCAUGCCAGGACAAUCCAGGCCACGAAUAUUGACCAGCCGGGCAUGACCCGGUCCGAUCCUGCUGCUGGGGAGUUCUCUGGACCCAAGGAGCCCAUUACCAAGGUUACAUGGUGCGCUAAGGAAAGCGCCGAUGACACUGGUAUCCUGGCAUAUGAAUCUACCUCUUCCCCGGGAGCCCACGCUAUCACAUACUGCCUCGUCCCACGCACCGAUCCUUAUUUCGCCGGUGCUCAUGAUCCAAUCGCCAUCCUUGUCGUGCUGUCCUCUGGGGAGUUGGUCACGAUGAGUUUUCCCAGCGGUCACGCUAUCACACCAACCAACAUGCUCCAUCCGUUCCUGUCUUUCGUUCAUCCAUUCGUGAACAAGGCCACACUCACACCAGUCGAUCGUGCGGUUUGGCUGGGGCUGAGGGAACGCAGGUUACAAGGGCCUAAAUUCGUCCUUGGGGGUGCAGAAGCGAAGAACCCUUUAAAGCGCUUCGAGAACCGGAACGUAAUAUCUACUGCGCACGCCGAUGGCACGAUCCGCCUCUGGGAUGCUGGUCACGAUGAUGAAAUCGAGAAUGGAGACGCCGUGCAAGUGGAUCUAGCUCGAGCCGUGGGUCGAGUUCGCAAUAUUGAGGUGACCGAGAUGUCGAUGGGAAUUGGCACGGGUGAAUUGACAGGAAAAUCCUCCUGGUGUCAACCAAGGAGCUGGGAACCUGACGCCAAUCUCUCAUCGGACGGACCCUGGCUUGAAGACAGGAAUGCUCCCCUGACACUUUUAGAUAUGCAACAGGGGGUAGUCACAGCUUUAAAGCAUAGCCCGGUGGGUUUUGUCGCGGCUGGUUUCCAAGGAGGUAGCUUGGUGAUCAUCGACCUGCGUGGUCCGGCAGUAAUACACACUGCGCAUCUAUCGGAGCUGACAAAGGCGCCGAAGCGCAGCAGCUUCUUAAAGAAGACUGGUACAGAGGAUACUUCUCCUGAAUGGCCAACCUUUAUCGAUUUUGGUGUGAUGACUUUAGAUGGUGAAGACUAUUCAAGUAUUUGCUGCUUUGUUGGUACCAACCGAGGAAAUGUGGCAACCUUCAAGGUGCUACCCUCCCCGAGUGGUACAUAUACAGCUGCUUUGGCUGGGUUCUCAAAUGUCGAAGACAAGAUCAUCGCCCUUAUUCCCAUUGACGCAGAGUCUGGGAGACACGCUUUUGCCACGCCUGGUGUCGUCGGUGGACUGAGAAAUGGCGUGAAGGUCAAUGGUGUUGUGAUUGCAGUCACACCUUCAGGCUGCAGAAUCUUCAAGCCACCUACAUCGAAGGGUGCACACAAGAACUGGGACGACUAUCUCUGCGACUCAGCCGCAGUUGUGAAGAGCGAAGGCCGUGGCUACAGCUUGGUCGGAUUGUUUGGUGAUGGCAACGUCCGUGCAUUCUCCAUUCCUGGCCUUCGAGACAUAGGCUGCGAAAGAAUCAACCACAUUGCUGAUAUGCGACGACUGCCUGAAGCAUGCAUCACACCAGCGGGAAGCGUGAUGACUUGGGUUGGUCCUUCACAAAUCGGGCUCUUCAAUGUUUGGGGAACCGGUCGCAAACUGGCUGUGUCUCAAGAUCGUCUACAUGACCCUGCAAAGGUCCUACCCGCGCGUCCCACAAUCACCAACAUCCAGUGGAUCUCUGGUACUCAAUACGUUUCACCCGCGGACAUGGAUCUCCUGAUUGGAGGCCCAGACCGCCCGCCAUCCAAGCGCAUGAUCGAGCAAAUGAAAAUGGAGGAUCAAGAGCGCCGCAAAGCACUUCGAGAAGGCCGCGCGCCACCACCCGAGUCAGGCAAUCAGGAAACCUACUGGUCUUCCAUGUCCCGCGCAGUCCAGGAACGCACUGAGCGGCUUGGACUGGCAACCGACACUAUGGACCGUCUGGAGGAGAAUAGUAGUAACUUCGCCAGCGACGUGGGAAAAUACGUACAGAGCCAAAAGAGGAAGGCUAUCUUGAGCGCGCUGGGGUCGAAAUUCGGGCUCUAG
Molecule: messenger RNA, 2739 nt
Organism: Penicillium maclennaniae
Lineage: Eukaryota; Fungi; Ascomycota; Eurotiomycetes; Eurotiales; Aspergillaceae
Exons: 10
Coding region: 1-2739 (912 amino acids)
Biological process (GO): establishment of cell polarity; regulation of protein secretion; regulation of exocytosis
Cellular component (GO): plasma membrane; cytoplasm
Molecular function (GO): GTPase activator activity; syntaxin binding; myosin II binding
Source: RefSeq, a predicted model, not a curated record